UGCGCAGUAUAUCAGUUGCUAGAUUUUGUAGUGUAUUAUUGUGAAUAGUUUUUGUUGGCUGUUUUGUUUAACGUUAUUUGAAGCAGUUAAUAUUUUUAGAAAUUGGCCGAAUGCUUUGAUUCCAUUGUGUCGUGACGGAACGUUGCAAAGAAAAAAAAAUAGGUUUGACGUUUGUUUGUUUUGAUUUUGAGGUUAUGUAUGUUGUGUUUUGCAGUGCAGUGUGCAGUAGACUCGCUUUCAUAAACCGUAAUAUUACAGAUUUAAUCUGUUAAAUUGCUUAUUCUAUGGCUCCGGGGAAGAAAGGAGCUGUUCGUGGAAAACCAUCCAACAACCACGUUCAACGAAAUUAUGCGGAAAGAUUUAGUGAAUUAAGUGUCCAGUCUUCCGAUGAUAGCGACGGCAGCAGUUCCAACGAUGAAGGGCAUGAAGCAUCAUUUACCGUCAGCAUGUGGGAUCUCAACCACUGUGACCCAAAGAAAUGUUCAGGAAGAAAAUUACUGAGACACAAUUUGAUAAAGAAUUUAAAACUUGGACAACGUUUUCCCGGCCUCGUCUUAUCGCCUGUUGGUACUCAAUGUGUAAGUCCUAAUGACAAAGAAAUCAUAGAAAAGUUCGGGUUGGCCGUGAUAGACUGUUCAUGGGCUAAAAUAGAUGAAACUCCAUUCACCAGAAUGAAGUCACCACACCCACGACUGUUACCUUUCCUUGUGGCUGCAAAUCCAAUCAACUACGGAAAACCCUACCAGUUGAGCUGUGUUGAAGCUUUAGCAGCAGCUAUGGUCAUAACUGGACACAAGAAAGAGGCGCAGUUCUAUUUAUCUAAAUUUUCAUGGGGCCAUUCAUUUCUUGAACUCAAUUCAGAUGCAUUAGAUUUGUAUGCAGCAUGUACAGAUAGUAAGAGUGUUUUAGAGGCACAGGCUAAGUAUCUAGAUGAUGUUGGGAAAGAAAAAGAUGAUCGGCCAAUGUGGCCUCCAUCGGAAUCCGAAACAGAAUCUGAAGAAGAAAAAUCAUAGUACCUUUUGUAUGAAAUGAUAUGAACUUCUUAUUAUUGAUUGUAUAUAUUUUAUAGGAAACAAAUAAUAUCAACAAAUAUAUUUUUAAAUAAUAAAUUAUGUUACACAUUGAAUGUUUUUUUUAAAGAACUUCUAAGACUCAGUGCUGAGGUCUUGGAGCAUCUUUUUCCUGGCUAUACAGGUUAUGAGAAGCAGCAGUAGUUUAAGGCCGAUGAGACAUAAUAUUAUGUUAAGUAAAAAAAUAUGCUUCAAAGUUUAACUUUGAUACC
Messenger RNA from Pectinophora gossypiella (pink bollworm), 1282 nucleotides. RefSeq names its product 18S rRNA aminocarboxypropyltransferase. The record is from RefSeq and is a predicted model, not a curated record. Bases 285 to 1013 code for a protein of 242 amino acids. Gene Ontology annotation, biological process: maturation of SSU-rRNA. NCBI's taxonomy places the organism in Eukaryota, Metazoa, Arthropoda, Insecta, Lepidoptera, Gelechiidae. Gene Ontology annotation, molecular function: rRNA small subunit aminocarboxypropyltransferase activity. The transcript has a single exon.